AUGGCUGGAGAAGAAGCAGCAGCUGCUGGUUCUCCUCUAGAAGGAGGCGCAGCAGCAGCAGCAGCAGCAGCAGCAGCAGGGGCCCCUGCAGCAGAAGCAGCAGCAGCAGCUCCUGCAGCAGCAGCAACAACUGAUGCUCCUGCAGCAGCAGCACCAACAGCAGCAGCAGCAGCAGAAGACAAAGGUGAUGGAUCUGGUGGGAGCAGCAAACGCCGCUGCGGAGUCUCAGGAGAAUCUGCAUGCGUUGGGGCUGCCUCUGUGUCUGCUGCAGCAGCAGGUGCUGCGCAUGCAAAGAGGCGUAAGACAGGAGGAGGAGGAGAAGCAGCAGCAGCAGAGGGGGGCAAGGGUGCGAAGCAAAAGAGUAGAGAAGAGAUGAGCACUGAAGAGCUGCUUGCUGUCUUGAAGAGACAGGUCGAGUAUUAUUUAUCUAAUGCUAAUCUGUCGACAGACAGCUUCUUUCACGACAAAAUACAAGAGGCAGAAAGACAGGGGAAGGGAGUGUCUCUAAAAAUGACGUAUGUGCUGAGCAGCCCCCGAAUGAAGGCGCUGCAUGCAACAGAAGAAGAAGUAAUUGCUGCUUUAGCAGACAGCAGCGAAUUAAAAAUACAUAAAGAUGAAGACAGCACUACAUGGGUGCAGAGACGUGAAGCUCUACCCCCCCUCAGAAGAAGAGAGAAAAAAAGCAAUAAAAAUAUCGAUGAUAAUAGCAUCGGCAGGGACCCACAUGCUGUUGGAUGCUUCCUGCGGUUGACGCACUCAGCAGCAGCAGCAGCAGCAGCAGCAAAAUGGCAAUCAAUUAAAGACGCCCUUAGAGAGACACUUCCUCAGAAGGUGCUAGUUCGUUACGUCUCGCGUAUGAAUUCGCAGCAGCAGUGCACUGUUUGGCUGAGCAGCUUCAAAGGCGAUAGAGAGUUUUUUAAGGACUCUUUGAAGCUGCAAGUGGAGGGUCAAGAGGCUACGCUUACGCUCAUGUCCCCGGGAGAGGUUCGAGCUGCAUGCAACUCCGAUCUUCCUCCUCGUGUACGUACAUGCAGAGAGAAAGAGCUGCAGCAGUUUCGUCGUCAGAUUGCGGGGCUGCCGCUGAGUUUAGGGGGGGCUUCAUUUAAUAGUGUUGAUCAUUUAAACAAGUGCAUGCACGAUUUAUUAGAUAAGACAGAGGCCGGUAAGACUCUAAAGAAAGACUCUGUUGCAGAAAAGGCUGUCUUGGCUCUGUUAGACUUUCAUCCAAAUGCAUUUAUAAAGAAAGGAGGACACGAUAGACACCCUAUCGGUAUUAAAGUAGAUCUGCAUGCAAAAACUAACAAAGACGGGAGCCCCUCAAAAUGCUUCUUUGUUAUCAGACAGCACAAAGAAAGUAAAGAAGAAGAUGCAGAGGAUUUUUCUGUGUCGAAGUGUCUGUCGGAGCUGUCGCGAAAUCCCCCCGUGCUUGCAGAGGCAUUGGACAACUUUAUGCAGCAGCGCUACGAGCUUGCUGCUGCUGCAUUUGAUGCAGCGCAGCAGCAGAUGCAGAAGAAGAAAGCAGCAGCAGCAGCAGCAGCAGCAGCAGCAGCAGGCACAGGCGAUGCCGCCGCCAAGCAGUCUACACCUACACCUGCAGCAGAAGCAGGAAAUGAGGAGGGCAGCAGCACAGCAGCAGUUAAAGAAGAAGACAAAGCAAACAAAAGCCCUAGCCUUGCAACAGAAAUAACUAAAGACGGGACGCCUCAAAGUGCAAACAAAACAAGUGAAGAUACUCCUGCUGCUGCUAGCAGCACCAGCACCGCCGGCCAGUCAGAUGCAUAG
This is a messenger RNA of Eimeria acervulina, 1782 nucleotides long. RefSeq names its product la domain-containing protein, putative. The record is from RefSeq and is a predicted model, not a curated record. The coding region runs from base 1 to 1782 and encodes 593 amino acids. NCBI's taxonomy places the organism in Eukaryota, Apicomplexa, Conoidasida, Eucoccidiorida, Eimeriidae. The transcript is spliced from 6 exons.